AUAAAAAUUCUGUGGGUCUGUCAGGAGAGAACGAUAAGAGAAAAUGACUCUCGUCUGUUAUUGGCAAACUCGUAUAGAGGCUCAGCAAGUAGAAAUUCUUAAGUGAAUAAGCGAAGCAGCCGCAAAGGAAAUGAGGUUUAUUUUAAGCAUAUCUGAAAAUACGCUGGCGACGUGUCUUUAGGAUGUAACUCAGUCCUGUGUUACUGUGCGAGAUAUCAUGGCCACAGUUCGGUCUCUCUCGUUAGGAAUUUUCUUAGCGGGUAUCACCUCAGAUAUACUCGGAGUUUCCGCCUGGGAUCCCAGAGUUCAGCAGUAUGUGGGAUAUGAUCUUGAGAAAGGACCUGUACUUUACGAGGCGUAUUAUCCGGACGAGCAGACUGGCAAUGAGAAACAGAAGAGCCCUUACCAGGAGAAACGAUACUUUGAUCGUGGCACAGUUUUGGAAAGAUCUUACCAGCUUCCGGAAGAUCCAUACGAAAUUCCUUACGGUAGCAUAAAUGCUAAACCGUCGCAGAGUCAACUUCAAUCCCAAGCUUAUGAACGAUCAAACUUGCCCUACACUGUGGGCAGCGACAGGAGUGAUCAGAAUGGCAUGGCACCCACUGAGUAUCCUAGGGACUUCCCAGCCUCCAAUAACGAGCCAGGAGAUGGAUUGAACGUUCCAUCGGGUAAUCCUGCCUACGAGCAAGAAUCUCGAAAUUAUUUAAGAGGAAAAAUAGAAAACGCUGAAUACCUGGUACCAAUACGUAUCCCAUACAUAAGAGAGCUACCAGCUACAUACUCUGUUCCUGCUGAUGAGAUCAUCUUUGGGGAACCUUACUCCGUCGAGGAAGGCCAGGUUGAAGCUUUUGGUAACAGCUUCGACGAUCCAAGGAGUCGUGAAUACGCAUCGCGAAGAAGGGAACUGAAUCCAAUUCCACGGAGAGGCUCGAAUCUAGAAAAUUUACAAUUGAGAAACGGUGAAGUUCGUUCGAUGGAUACAAAUUUUCGAGAUUCACCGCGAUACGGCGGAACAGACUUACGGAAAGUAUAUAACGAGAAUUAUAAAGAAUUUCGAGAUUCACCUGCUGAUCCCGUGCCGAUGGAAAAUAUAUUCGCGCCUCGUCCUCAGGUAAUUAACUACGUGCUUUCCCCAGUGAAGAAAUCAGAUUCCACGAUUUCCACGGCGAUGCCGAAAAUUUCGACGCCAAGAUCCGAGGAUUAUCAGCGGCCACGAAAUUACGGGGACAAUUUGAUCAACGAUCAAAUUAUAAGGGAGGAGGAGAACGAGCUGAAAAGGGACGAAGCCAGGGUAGCGUCCAUUGAGGUUAGCGAAGUCCCGCGUCAUAAGACACGUCAUCAUCACGGAGAACGGCCGAGACGCAAUUACUCUCAGCGUUAGUUUUAUUAGCGUGACGAAAACCGUCCCAAAAUAAUACACUCGAUCAUUUUGUAAUUUGCAUUUAAUUUAAGAUUAUAAUUUAAGAAAUAUCAAUUAUGAGACUUGUCGUUGCAAUGCUUAUUUUUUCAAAUUUCUAAUACGACCAAUUGCUUCGCUUAAGCUUUACAUGUAAAACUGUAGAAACGACAAAUAAAUGAAUGACGAACCGCA
Molecule: messenger RNA, 1591 nt
Organism: Cephus cinctus (wheat stem sawfly)
Lineage: Eukaryota; Metazoa; Arthropoda; Insecta; Hymenoptera; Cephidae
Exons: 3
Coding region: 218-1381 (387 amino acids)
Source: RefSeq, a predicted model, not a curated record